UUUUAUUUUCCUUCCUAUUUUGUUCAAACAAGUAAAAAAAAACUCCUAGAAAUGGAUUCUCUCAAAAUUUUCAAAGGAUAUGACAAAGUAGAACACAAACACGACAACCUCGAAGAUCAACAAAUCCAACCACAACACCACCUUCACAAAAUCUCCAAACCCCUCAUUACCACAAUUUCCAUCAUCAUCAUCACCAUCCUCUUCCUUACUCUCACUUUAUCUUUCACCCUUUUCCACCACCAAACCAACACCGAGUCACAAAACCCCCUCAACUCACCCAACUCAAUCCGAUCCAUCUGCAACGUGACUCGCUUCCCUGAUUCAUGCUUCACCGCUUUAUCUUCCUCAAAUCAAAACCCCACCGACUCAAAAACCAUCCUCAAACUCUCUCUUCGUUCCUCCAUCGACGAACUCACCAAACUCGCAUCGUCGCUCGGAGCAAACUCCAACGGAAACGCGCUCGGUGAUUGCAAGGAACAGAUUGAUGACGCGGUGAGUCGACUCAACGACUCAGUCUCGACGGUUACUAACGGCACCGUGAAUUUAACGGAUGUUGAAAUUAACGAUAUUCAGACGUGGGUUAGUGCCGCGUUGACGGAUCAAGAAACGUGUGUUGAUGGAUUGGAAGAGGCUGGGUUUUCUUUGGGUACUGUUGAUAAGGUAAAGAAAAUGAUGAAGAAAUCGAAUGAGUAUACUAGCAAUAGUUUGGCUAUUGUUGCUAAUAUACGCAAUUUGUUCCAUUGAAAAAGUUUUGGGUAAAACCCAUUUUAGAAGCAUUAUCACUUAUGCUUCUCACUAAGUACCAAGUGAAAACUCAAAUUAAUUUUGGAAUUAUCAAAAUAUCAUUCUAGUUAGUUUAGUCUUUCACGUUGUAAAUGUUAAAGACUAUUUUGACUAAGAGUUAUUACCAUGAUUCGAGAAUUAAUUUGAAUUUGAACGUGCAAAUUGUAACUUUAUGAUGUAUGUAUAUAUUUGUUGGGAUUGGAUUUGAGGAAGCCGAUAAAUCUCCUCUGUUUGUAAUUGAUUUCUUCAUUUCAUACUUUGUUAAGAUUUUUUGGUUUUGAUUUAUUGAAGUAACCAUCAAGAAACCUACUUAA
Molecule: messenger RNA, 1097 nt
Organism: Cicer arietinum (chickpea)
Lineage: Eukaryota; Viridiplantae; Streptophyta; Magnoliopsida; Fabales; Fabaceae
Product: pectinesterase 3
Biological process (GO): negative regulation of catalytic activity
Molecular function (GO): enzyme inhibitor activity
Source: RefSeq, a predicted model, not a curated record